CUGUGGGUGUCACCUUGCGGUCAGUGCUGCGACAAAACAGCCUAAAUAGGUCACAACUGUCAUCUAAAACCACUGGUUAGAGGCCAUUGAUCAAUAUAAUUGAUCAAAUAAAAUACAAUUCUGUUGUUAAAACACAAGUGUUCCCAAGAGCAAGAAUUCCUGCCCGUUUCACUCCGAACAUCUUUGUGUCUGAAUCACUUUGAGUCUGGGCUCAUGUUUUGAGCAGCUCUCGUGUUCAGUUAAUCAACUGCUGCUCAAUUUGAACCGGUGUUCGGAAGAUCAGAGAUUUAAUGUGUUCUAGUGUUCUGUGCAUAUUACAAACAUGGUAGGAGUGUAGGCCCUUCCUCGGGGGAGUUAUCGGGACAAUUAAGUAUCCGGUGUUUGAGAAAGUGCAGUUGUUGUGCAAUGCUUCAAGUACUCCUGGAAGGCUCAGCUGCAAUAAUCUCCAAUACCUGUUCCUCUAGGUCUGGAAACCGAGCACCUUUAGAUUGCCACUCGUCUAGUGUGUAGCUCUUUACUGGUGUUUUUGUAUAUAAAAUCCAACAGCUGACUCAAAAUGAGCACCAAAAGCAAAUCGGCAGAGAAAAACGGGUUUGCCAAGAGUAAAGAACCAUCAGUUUGGAUCAGGGCUGUAUCUGCCAGCUCGCAAUGGCCGGAUAAAGAAGAAUUCCUAGAUGUAAUCUACUGGAUAAGGCAAGUUUUGGGCAUAAUCCUUGGAGUGGGAUGGGGCGUUAUUCCUCUCAAAGGUUUCCUUGGACUGGCAUUGUUUGUUCUGAUCAACGCCGGGCUCCUCUACUUCUACUUCAGUAGUUUUCAAAGCAUAGAUGAAGAGGAAUUUGGAGGGGCUUGGGAACUGACCAAGGAAGGGUUCAUUACUUCGUUUGCAGGAUUUUUGGUAACAUGGAUAAUCAUUUACACUGGGCUCUACUACGAGUUGAAUGAGACUUUAUGAUAUUGGGAGUCGUUGGGUGCAUUUUAUCUGGGCAUAUUGUUCAUGGAUCGAUUCAAGGACUACAGGAUGAUUUGCUCUAAUAAUAAGAAGCAUCUUUUUGAAAGUACUACUGCAACAAAGCACUAAUUUUUGCAGUCGGGUUUUCCCAUUUUCAUCAAUCAUUCCCCAUUGUACACAAUUUUUUGUUAAAUAAAUUAUACAUGUUUCUUUAAUCACUCACUUGGUCGGUGUGUUAUGUCACUAACUAUCCUCAAAGGGGGAAAUAAAAAAACUAGCAGUA
Dendroctonus ponderosae (mountain pine beetle) is the source of this 1232-nucleotide messenger RNA. Its product is annotated as respirasome Complex Assembly Factor 1. NCBI's taxonomy places the organism in Eukaryota, Metazoa, Arthropoda, Insecta, Coleoptera, Curculionidae. The record is from RefSeq and is a predicted model, not a curated record. Bases 557 to 952 code for a protein of 131 amino acids. Gene Ontology annotation, biological process: mitochondrial respirasome assembly. The transcript has 5 exons.